AAAGUUUGCCGGUAAACUAGCUGUGUUCAGAGGAGAUCCCUUGGGUUUACCAUUUCCCAGUUGUUGGUUUUUGCUCCUAGCUGGCUGCGUCGACGAAUUAUCUCGCAGCUGCUCUGAACCUUAGUAGCUAAUUUUCACCACUUUUCGUGAAGGGCCACUAAAGGCAGUCCCCAAGCCAACUCGUCUUCUCAUAUAUUUCCCUUGUUAUGAUAGCUACGAAUCAAUCUGCACUAGGAAACGUGACCUUCGGAUUUGUUUACGAACUACAACCCGGACUUGUCUGGUCGGAUCGCGAUUCUUCUCAUCUUUCACUCAGCGAAUAUGGCACUUCCGAAGAGAAUAGUAAAGGAAACUGAGCGCUUGAUGGCGGAACCUGUUGCUGGCAUCAAUGCAGUUCCUCAUGAAGAUAAUUUGCGAUACUUUGACGUUAAAAUACAUGGUCCUUCUCAAUCUCCAUAUGAAGGUGGUAUUUUUUCGUUAGAAUUGUUUUUGCCGGAUGAUUAUCCGAUGACUCCUCCGAAAAUCCGGUUCUUGACAAAAAUAUAUCACCCGAAUAUAGACAGACUGGGUAGAAUUUGUCUUGAUGUAUUGAAGAACAAUUGGUCCCCUGCCCUUCAAAUCCGAACAAUCCUCUUGUCUAUUCAGGCUCUAUUAGGUGCACCGAAUCCGGAUGAUCCACUAGCAAAUGACGUCGCUCAGCGGUGGAAGGAAGAUGAGCAAGCCGCUAUUGAAACAGCCAAAGAAUGGACAAGAAAAUAUGCUACUCCAGCAUAGAUCUUUGGCUAAUAAUAGAGUUAACAAAGUCCAAACGCGAACUUCGCAGAAACUUCGAAUGGGAUAUCUUUUAAACCCUUUCUGAAUAACAUGGGACCCUUAUUUUUGAUAACGAGCCGUGAGGCGUUGAAGCCCAGGUGCAUUGUGUUAGAUAGCUUCCGAGAUUAAACUCCGGAUAGAGCGG
Molecule: messenger RNA, 958 nt
Organism: Coccidioides posadasii C735 delta SOWgp
Lineage: Eukaryota; Fungi; Ascomycota; Eurotiomycetes; Onygenales; Onygenaceae
Gene: UBC13
Product: Ubiquitin-conjugating enzyme 13
Biological process (GO): protein K63-linked ubiquitination; DNA damage tolerance
Cellular component (GO): nucleus
Molecular function (GO): ubiquitin conjugating enzyme activity
Source: RefSeq, a predicted model, not a curated record